Messenger RNA from Cercocebus atys (sooty mangabey), 3826 nucleotides. RefSeq names its product retinoblastoma-like 1 (gene RBL1). The coding region runs from base 167 to 3493 and encodes 1108 amino acids. NCBI's taxonomy places the organism in Eukaryota, Metazoa, Chordata, Mammalia, Primates, Cercopithecidae. The transcript has 22 exons. The record is from RefSeq and is a predicted model, not a curated record. Gene Ontology annotation, cellular component: transcription regulator complex; nucleus; chromatin. Gene Ontology annotation, biological process: cell differentiation; regulation of transcription by RNA polymerase II; negative regulation of G1/S transition of mitotic cell cycle. Gene Ontology annotation, molecular function: RNA polymerase II transcription regulatory region sequence-specific DNA binding.
UUUUUUUGUCCCGCCGGCUCGGCCCCCCGCGACCAGCCAAGGGCUAAGGCCAGGUAUUUCAGAAUCUGAGGUCCGUAUUCUUAUCACAUUUCCGGGGAGGGACGGCUAGGAGCUCCGGAGGAAAAACGGACUUUUUUUUGAGGAGAAAAGCGGAGGCAGACGGUGGAUGACGAAGCACCCCCGCAACUGCAAGUUUUCGCGCGCUUUGGCGCAGGUGGUUGUGGGUAGCGCGCCUGGGAGGGAGAAAGAAGUCGGGGGCCGUGGCGCGCCGCCCGCGGGGCCUGAAGGGAUGUUCGAGGACGAGUCCCACGCUGAGGGGGUGGCGGUGGUCGCCGCAGCCGGGGAGGCGCUACAGGCCCUGUGCCAGGAGCUGAACCUGGACGAGGGGAGCGCGGCCGAAGCCCUGGACGACUUUACUGCCAUCCGAGGCAACUACAGCCUAGAGGGAGAAGUUACACACUGGUUGGCAUGUUCAUUAUACGUUGCAUGCCGCAAAAGCAUUAUUCCCACGGUUGGAAAGGGUAUCAUGGAAGGCAACUGUGUUUCACUUACCAGAAUACUACGUUCAGCUAAAUUAAGUUUAAUACAAUUUUUUAGUAAAAUGAAGAAGUGGAUGGACAUGUCAAAUCUACCACAAGAAUUUCGUGAACGUAUAGAAAGGCUAGAGAGAAAUUUUGAGGUGUCUACUGUAAUAUUCAAAAAAUAUGAGCCAAUUUUUUUAGAUAUAUUUCAAAAUCCAUAUGAAGAACCACCAAAGUUACCGCGAAGCCGGAAGCAGAGGAGGAUUCCUUGCAGUGUUAAGGAUCUGUUUAAUUUCUGUUGGACACUUUUUGUUUAUACUAAGGGUAAUUUUCGGAUGAUUGGGGAUGACUUAGUAAACUCUUAUCAUUUACUUCUAUGCUGCUUGGAUCUGAUUUUUGCCAAUGCGAUUAUGUGCCCAAAUAGACAAGACUUGCUAAAUCCAUCAUUUAAAGGUUUACCGUCUGAUUUUCCUACUGCUGACUUUAGGGCUUCUGAAGAGCCGCCCUGCAUCAUUGCUGUACUGUGUGAACUGCAUGAUGGACUUCUAGUAGAAGCAAAAGGAAUAAAGGAGCACUACUUUAAGCCAUAUAUUUCAAAACUCUUUGACAGGAAGAUAAUUAAAGGAGAAUGCCCUCCUGGACCUUUCAGUUUUACUGAUAAUAGCAAAGCAGUGAAUAAGGAGUAUGAAGAGUAUGUUCUAACUGUUGGUGAUUUUGAUGAGAGGAUCUUUUUGGGGGCAGACGCAGAAGAGGAAAUUGGAACACCUCGAAAGUUCACUGGUGACACCCCAUUAGGGAAACUGACCGCACAGGCUAAUGUGGAGUAUAACCUUCAACAACACUUUGAAAAAAAAAGGUCAUUUGCACCUUCUACCCCUCUGACAGGACGGAGAUAUUUACGAGAAAAAGAAGCAGUCAUUACUCCUGUUGCAUCAGCCACCCAAAGUGUCAGCCGGUUACAGAGUAUUGUGGCUGGUCUGAAAAAUGCACCAAGUGACCAACUUACAAAUAUUUUUGAAUCUUGUGUGCGUAAUCCUAUGGAAAACAUUAUGAAAAUACUAAAAGGAAUGGGAGAGACUUUCUGCCAACACUAUACUCAAUCAACAGAUGAACAGCCAGGAUCUCACAUAGACUUUGCUGUAAACAGACUAAAGCUGGCAGAAAUUUUGUAUUAUAAAAUACUAGAGACCGUAAUGGUUCAGGAAACACGAAGACUUCAUGGAAUGGACAUGUCAGUUCUUUUAGAGCAAGAUAUAUUUCAUCAUUCCUUGAUGGCUUGUUGUUUGGAAAUUGUGCUCUUUGCCUAUAGCUCACCUCGUACUUUUCCUUGGAUUAUUGAAGUUCUCAACUUGCAACCAUUUUACUUUUAUAAGGUUAUUGAGGUGGUGAUCCGCUCAGAAGAGGGGCUCUCGAGGGACAUGGUGAAACACCUGAACAGCAUUGAAGAACAGAUUUUGGAGAGUUUAGCAUGGAGUCAUGAUUCUGCACUAUGGGAGGCUCUCCAGGUUUCUGCAAACAAAGUUCCUACCUGUGAAGAAGUUAUAUUCCCAAAUAACUUUGAAACAGGAAAUGGAGGAAAUGUACAGGGACAUCUUCCCAUGAUGCCAAUGUCUCCUCUAAUGCACCCAAGAGUCAAGGAAGUUCGAACUGACAGUGGGAGUCUUCGAAGAGAUAUGCAACCAUUGUCUCCAAUUUCUGUCCAUGAACGCUACAGUUCUCCUACCGCAGGGAGUGCUAAGAGAAGACUCUUUGGAGAGGACCCCCCAAAGGAAAUGCUUAUGGGCAAGAUCAUAACAGAAGGAACAAAAUUGAAAAUCGCUCCUUCUUCAAGCAUUACUGCUGAAAAUAUAUCAAUUUUACCUGGUCAAACUCUUCUAACAAUGGCCACAGCCCCAUUAACAGGAACAACAGGACAUAAAGUUAUAAUUCCAUCACAUGGUGUUGCAAAUGAUGCUGCAGAGAUCACACUACCUAUUUCCAUGAAUACAAAUCAAGAGUCCAAAGUCAAGAGUCCUGUAUCACUUACUGCUCAUUCAUUAAUUGGUGCUUCUCCAAAACAGACCAGUCUGACUAAAGCACAAGAGGUACAUUCAACUGGAAUAAGCAGGCCAAAGAGAACUGGGUCCUUAGCACUCUUUUACAGAAAGGUCUAUCAUUUGGCAAGUGUACGCUUACGUGAUCUAUGUCUAAAACUGGAUGUUUCAAAUGAGUUACGAAGGAAGAUAUGGACGUGUUUUGAAUUUACUUUAGUUCACUGCCCUGAUCUAAUGAAAGACAGGCAUUUGGAUCAGCUCCUCCUUUGUGCCUUUUAUAUCAUGGCAAAGGUAACAAAAGAAGAAAGAACUUUUCAAGAAAUUAUGAAAAGUUACAGGAAUCAGCCCCAAGCUAAUAGUCACGUAUAUAGAAGUGUUCUGCUGAAAAGUAUUCCAAGAGAAUUUGUGGCAUAUAAUAAAAAUAUAAAUGAUGACUUUGAAAUGAUAGAUUGUGACUUGGAAGAUGCUACAAAAACACCUGACUGUUCCAGUGGACCAGUGAAAGAGGAAAGAGGUGAUCUUAUAAAAUUUUACAAUACAAUAUAUGUAGGAAGAGUGAAGUCAUUUGCACUGAAAUACGACUUGUCAAAUCAGGACCAUGUGAUGGAUGCUCCACCACUCUCUCCUUUUCCACAUAUUAAACAACAGCCAGGCUCACCACGCCGCAUUUCCCAACAGCACUCCAUUUAUAUUUCCCCACACAAGAAUGGGUCAGGCCUUACACCAAGAAGCGCUCUGCUGUACAAGUUCAAUGGCAGCCCUUCUAAGAGUUUGAAAGAGAUCAACAACAUGAUAAGGCAAGGUGAGCAGAGAACCAAGAAGCGAGUAAUAGCCAUCGAUAGUGAUGCAGAAUCCCCUGCCAAACGCGUCUGUCAAGAAAAUGAUGAUGUUUUACUGAAACGACUACAGGAUGUUGUCAGUGAAAGAGCAAAUCAUUAAUGUUCUUGUUUCUAUGAUAAAAGCACUUUCAGAUUGUUUUGCAGAAAGUUGGAGCUCUGUCCUUCAAACCUUUUAGCCCUAUGGAUGGUAAAUAUUGCUGGAUUAUAAGAAAAAAAUUGCACAAAAAUGUGCUUUUUAAAAUAUUUAUCCAAAAUGUAAUUGACAGAGAUGUAUUUUGAGUUGGACUGGAAAGGAAUAUUUUAAGUGCCUUUUAAAAAUGCUAAUAGUCCGGCUAGAUGCAGUGGCUCACGCCUGUAAUCCCAGGACUUUGGGAGGCCAAGGCGGGCAGAUCACCUGAGGUCGGGAGUUUGAGACUAGCCUGACCAACAUGGA